Messenger RNA from Saccharomyces cerevisiae S288C, 1431 nucleotides. It is a transcript of the gene TRM13, whose product is annotated as tRNA:m4X modification enzyme. Bases 1 to 1431 code for a protein of 476 amino acids. The record is from RefSeq and is marked reviewed. Gene Ontology annotation, cellular component: cytoplasm; nucleus. Gene Ontology annotation, molecular function: methyltransferase activity; tRNA (cytidine(4)/adenine(4)-2'-O-ribose)-methyltransferase activity. Gene Ontology annotation, biological process: tRNA processing; tRNA methylation. The transcript has a single exon. Lineage: Eukaryota; Fungi; Ascomycota; Saccharomycetes; Saccharomycetales; Saccharomycetaceae.
AUGUUACAAGAUAAUAAUGGGCCCGCUGUUAAGAGGGCGAAACCCUCAGAAAGGUUGCAAUGUGAAUAUUUCAUGGAAAAAAAGAAACGAAGAUGUGGGAUGACCAGGAGUUCUCAGAACUUGUAUUGUUCAGAGCAUCUGAAUUUGAUGAAAAAGGCGGCUAAUUCUCAAGUGCAUAAUAAGAAUGGCAGUGAAGCAGAGAAAGAAAGAGAAAGAGUACCUUGUCCGCUGGAUCCUAACCAUACGGUUUGGGCAGAUCAAUUAAAAAAGCAUUUGAAAAAAUGCAACAAGACCAAACUAAGCCAUUUAAACGAUGAUAAGCCAUACUAUGAACCGGGCUAUAACGGAGAGAAUGGACUGUUAUCGUCGUCUGUUAAAAUAGAUAUUACUGCGGAACAUUUGGUACAAUCUAUUGAAUUGCUGUAUAAGGUGUUUGAGGGAGAAUCCAUGGACGAGCUGCCUUUGAGACAACUGAACAAUAAGCUUAUGUCUCUAAAACGAUUCCCUCAAUUGCCUUCGAAUACUAAACAUGCUGUACAACAGUCUUCACUGAUCGAAAACUUAGUGGACGCUGGCGCAUUUGAGAGGCCAGAAAGUUUAAACUUCAUUGAGUUUGGAUGUGGCAGGGCCGAAUUCUCGCGCUAUGUCAGUCUGUACCUUUUAACACAAUUGACAAGCCUUCCAGCGGAGCACUCGGGUUCAAACUCGAACGAGUUCGUGUUGAUUGACAGAGCAACUAAUAGGAUGAAGUUCGAUAAAAAGAUAAAAGACGAUUUUUCAGAAAUAAAGUCAAACUCACCUUCCAAACCUAUUAGCUGCCCCAGCAUCAAAAGGAUAAAGAUCGACAUUAGGGACUUGAAGAUGGAUCCGAUUUUAAAAUCGACACCUGGGGACGAUAUACAAUACGUGUGCAUCUCAAAACACCUUUGUGGUGUAGCUACAGAUCUAACUUUGAGGUGUAUAGGCAACAGCUCAAUUUUACAUGGCGACGAUAACAACGGAUGCAACCCCAAACUAAAGGCAAUUUGUAUUGCCAUGUGCUGCAGGCAUGUCUGUGACUACGGCGACUAUGUCAACCGCAGUUACGUUACAUCACUUGUUGAAAAGUAUAGGGCCCAUGGCUCCAUCUUGACGUACGAAACCUUUUUCCGCGUUUUAACUAAACUCUGUUCAUGGGGUACCUGCGGAAGGAAACCAGGUACGGCUAUUACAGAUAUAGUAAACGUUGUCGAAUCGUUUGAAGGGGCUGAGCCAUAUACAAUAACCAUUAAAGAGAGAGAAAAUAUUGGAUUAAUGGCUAGGCGUGUAAUCGACGAGGGCAGGUUGGUAUAUGUGAAAGAAAAGUUUACAGAGUUUAAUGCGGAGCUGAUAAGGUACGUAGAAUCCGAUGUUUCUUUAGAGAACGUUGCUAUGUUAGUUUAUAAGAAAUAG